AUGUCUCCACCGAUUUUAGAAGAGAGCCAGCAGCAGUGCGGGUUCAGUGCUUCGAGGCAGCGGGAGUUCUUUAGGUACCUGCCGCCAUAUCAUUUCCAAUCAGCUGCUCCGAAUCAUAUCGAUCAUGAAACGGAAACCACGGAUCUCGUCGCACGUCCGUCGUUGGACCCCGUCCUUACAGCAUUUGCCCAACUGGGAACUUUGCGAUUGGAUUCCCAACACGCCUUCAUUUCGCUUUUCGGUCGCACCGAGGAACAUAUUCUGGCUGAAGCGACUCGAACUCUCAGCCUACAGAAUGAAGCCAGUCACAUCGAUGAUGAUGCACUGUGGAUCGGAAGUUGUACCAUGUCAUACGGUCGCAGUCUCUGUAAAGCCAUCCUGAAUCUCCCGGUAUCUGCAGAAAGUCCACCCCAACCAUUUGUUGUGCCAGAUCUCAUGAAAGACAAGGAGCUCGCUGGACAUCAAGAUGUAGCCGGCUCUCCAAAUUUUCGUUUCUUGGCAUGCAGUCCGAUCGUCAGUCCAAAAGGAUUCGUGAUUGGUGCAUAUACAAUCCUGGACGACAAGCCGCAUGAACCACUAAACGCCGCCUUGAUGAAUUUCAUGGCCGAUAUAUCUCAUACUGUCAUGGAUUAUCUGGUUGCGACAAGAGCCAAAUAUCAACAUACUCGGAGUGAACGUAUGAUGGUUGGACUGGGAAGCUUCCUUGAAGGCAAAGGCAGUUUGCGAAACACUUGGAUUUCUGCGCAUGGAGAUAUACUGUCUCCAGAGGAGGAGCAACUGGAAGGCCAUGUUCACCGGGAACAACAGAAAAUACAAUUGACGCACAGCGUGGCUAAUGGGCCACCAACUAGCAACUCUCCCGAAUUAUUACCCUUUCGACCAAAGAAUUUUAAUACCUCUGGAGGUCAAAAGCCUACAGCACAAGUGGAGAAGAGACAGUCGUUGGUCGAUCUAGGGCAUGUACCACAAGAUUACUUUCAGGAGAGACCGCGCCGUGAGCGUGUACACCGGGCCAAGUCAAAUGGCAGCAAAAAAAGGUCUGAAAAUAGAUCACCGAAGGCCGAUUAUGUGACUCAAAUACAGGGCACAUUUUCACGCGCAGCCAAUAUAAUUCGCGAGAGCAUCGAGGUUGAGGCUGCUGUGCUCUUCGAUGCCAACUUUGCUUCCCAGGAUGCUUUGGUGAAUAAGUCAGGGGAGAAUUCGAGAAGCAGUAGUGUAGGAUGCUUUUCUUCAAGCGACGAAGGCGGAAAUGUUGAAAUGCCGUCCCCCAACGAAAGACUUCCUACUGUGGAAAAUACUACAAAGGCUGGCCCCAACUCAGUGAGCCCUUGCAAGGUACUUGGGUUUGCAACUUCAGACCUAUCCAGCAUAAGCAAUGACCCUAUGGAAGACGGGAAAAUCUCUUUAUCUGAGAAUUUUCUCGGUCACCUUCUACGCCGAUACCCACGGGGUAAGAUUUUCAACUAUGGCGAAGAUGGGUCGAUCUCGUCCGACGAUACCAGUGAUCAUAUAGUGAGGCAGUUUGAUCAGCGUCUUGGCGGCCUGCGAUACAAAAGAACACGCAAGACUAUCCUGCGUCAAGAUGCAGCGGCACUAUUGCAAUUGGCACCUCAGGCCCGAAGUAUUGUUUUCUCGCCUCUAUGGGAUUCGCAUAAGGAUAGAUGGUAUGCAGGUUGUCUAUCGUGGACAAAAACCGCGCAUCGUGUUCUUACCUCGGACGAUGAAUUGGCAUUCCUCUUUGCAUUUGGAAACUGUGUCAUGGCAGAGGUCCACCGACUCGGUGCGCUACUUGCUGAACGAGCCAAGUCAAAUCUCCUUGCAGGAAUCAGUCAUGAGCUUCGGUCCCCACUUCACGGAAUAUUCGGCACGAUAGAUAUUCUGAAUGAUACUACCAUGGAUGCUUUACAACGGGGGUUUAUGCAUACCAUCUCGUCAUGUGCAUUUACGCUUCUUGGAUCGAUUGAUCAGCUCUUGGACUAUGCCAGCAUCAACGAUGUUCGACCAAACCCUCGAGGAAUUGGUCUUACCAACCCCCCCAUUAUCGACCAGAAUUCGAUCGUCCAAUUGGAUGCCGCCGUUGAAGAUGCCAUUGAGACUGUUUUCGCAGGACAUGACUUCACUAACAAAAGGCAAUUGUCUUCUUUUGACGCAGCUCACAACCAUCUGGACAUCCAAACAAGAGUUCGGGUCGUCCUCGAUAUCGAAUCCGCUCAAAAUCUCAGAUUUCUGACUCGGCCUGGAGCGUGGCAUGUAAUUUUGACGAAUAUCUUUGGAAAUGCCAUGAAAUUCACCCAAAAGGGACAUAUCAAAGUUUCGCUCAAAGCAAGUCCAGUGGAAAUUUCCUAUGAUGGCCAGGUCAACCGCUCGACAAUCAAGCUGAGCAUCGAAGACAGUGGAUGUGGUAUGGACAAAGAUUUCCUUGGGAACAAAGUUUUUUCGCCCUUUUCUCAGGAGGAUACAAUGUCAGCAGGCAAUGGACUGGGCCUGAACAUCGUGCAUCGGAUAGUGUCUUCGUUGAACGGUGAUAUUCGAAUCACCUCUCAGAAGGGUCUUGGAACUGAUGUCAUGAUCACGGUUGACAUUGACCAUGCCCCGUACCCUUCUCCACGUCCUGCAAUUUCCCAAAUUUCUCCAACUUCCCUGAGUCAACAGAAUUUCCGUGACUCUAUCAAAGAUCUCGUUCAUGGAAAGACUGUUGGGAUUCUGGUCCCAGGUUCUUCGGAAGGCGAUUUGGCCCUUGGCCCCUCAUUGAAGAAACUGUGCCAAGACUGGUUUUCGAUGAAAGUCGACUUCAUUGAUUCCUUGCACACAAGACCCGGUCAUUGCGAUAUUUUGAUUUCCCUUCAUGAAACAUUGGAUAUAGGGAAUCGUGAGAUCUUGGCUUCUGUCUCAACCCCGAUGGAACGAUUCUCCUCACCCGUCAUCAUCAUCUGCUCAUCUCCGAGUACCGCACACUCCAUGUAUUUGGCCGCCCAGGAGCGAAGAUAUACUGGAAUUCUGGAAUUCAUUAGCCAGCCAUGUGGGCCGCGCAAGUUGGCAAAAGCACUGGAAAUAUGCUUUCAGCGGCAGCGGCAGCGCAAACAGGAACCAAAUGCCUUUGAAACCUCUUUCUCUCAGGCAUUGCGUACUGAUUCAGUGGAACAACCCAUGGCAAUUGGAACGAACAAGUCGGUAUUGACUCAUACCGAACAUGGGCCUCUGACACCGGAGGUCCUCGAACGCUCUUCUCUCCUCACGAUCAGCCGUUCUUACCCUCAAGGCCAUCUUCCAUCACUCAAUGAGUACCCAUCUCAAGAAAAUCAGAAUGGUUCGUCGACUAGUAUUCUACUUGUCGAUGAUAACGACAUCAACAUCCGACUUCUGGUAGCGUUCAUGCGAAAGUUGAAAUUCAACUACCUGAUUGCGAGAAACGGACAAGAAGCUCUAGAUUCUUUCAAAGAAAACGCAGAUAAAAUUAAUGUCAUCCUGAUGGAUAUCUCAAUGCCUGUCAUGGAUGGAAUUGAAGCUACCCGAAGAAUUCGCGAGCACGAGCAGACGUUGCAACGGUCUCAAGAACGUGCGAUGAUAGUUGCACUCACGGGUGUUGCUCAAGCUGAUGUGGAACGCGAUGCGAUAGGAUCUGGAAUGGACACAUUUUUGACCAAACCGGUCCGGUUGGAUGUUCUCGAGCCAAUAAUCAGUCGAAAGAUACACGAAUCGCACUUGGCCUGA
This is a messenger RNA of Penicillium cosmopolitanum, 3711 nucleotides long. RefSeq lists its product as uncharacterized. Lineage: Eukaryota; Fungi; Ascomycota; Eurotiomycetes; Eurotiales; Aspergillaceae. The coding region runs from base 1 to 3711 and encodes 1236 amino acids. The record is from RefSeq and is a predicted model, not a curated record. Gene Ontology annotation, molecular function: phosphorelay sensor kinase activity. Gene Ontology annotation, biological process: phosphorelay signal transduction system; phosphorylation. The transcript has 4 exons.